AUGUUGUACGAGAAGGUUCAACAGACCGAUGUGGACAACAGCGACGCCGAGAAUAAUGGCGGACACGGGGACAUACAGCAUGCCUGGCUUUGGGAAACAAGUCACAAAGCAUAUGGCCCGCGCAGGCUCAUCAACGACCUCGCCAUAAUUGGCCUCUUGGUCUUAUUACUCGUCAAUACAUUAGCGCUGUGGCAUUUCAACACGACUAAGCGCAGCAGCAGCGAGCAGUACUUUGGACUCGAUAGUUAUAGCGACACAAGCGACUCAAACGAGACCAUAAGCACUUACGGCUUCGACCAGCGCUACAUGACAUUGAGUGCGAAGUACGAUCAUCUCUGGGACGAUAUGUUGCCGGAAGAUAGCAGCAUCGUAAAGUUGCCCGAUACUGCUGACGGCGAUACCUCGAUUGGCGCAAUUGCGAUGUUCCAUCAGCUCCACUGCCUUGCAUGGCUGAGAAAAUCGUUGCAAAGGGCACAAGACGGAGAAGACAUCGGAACAGACCUGCGAGACAAUAGCCACUGGCCUCAUUGCUUGGACUAUCUGCGCAUGACGUUCCUAUGCCAGGCAGAUUUUACGAUUGAAAGGCCACCAGUGAUCAAUGGCACACUGCGUCCGGAUGGGAUCGAUGGAGCUGAUGACAUUCGUCACUGCAAGCCCAACAAAGCUCUCUUCGACUACCGUGCAGCAUACGGCGCCGAGCGUUUCUCUUAG
This is a messenger RNA of Cyphellophora attinorum, 711 nucleotides long. RefSeq lists its product as uncharacterized. The record is from RefSeq and is a predicted model, not a curated record. Gene Ontology annotation, biological process: mycotoxin biosynthetic process. The coding region runs from base 1 to 711 and encodes 236 amino acids. Lineage: Eukaryota; Fungi; Ascomycota; Eurotiomycetes; Chaetothyriales; Cyphellophoraceae. The transcript is spliced from 3 exons.